Molecule: messenger RNA, 1204 nt
Organism: Helicoverpa armigera (cotton bollworm)
Lineage: Eukaryota; Metazoa; Arthropoda; Insecta; Lepidoptera; Noctuidae
Product: zinc finger protein 557
Exons: 5
Coding region: 85-1185 (366 amino acids)
Biological process (GO): regulation of transcription by RNA polymerase II
Cellular component (GO): nucleus
Molecular function (GO): RNA polymerase II cis-regulatory region sequence-specific DNA binding; zinc ion binding; DNA-binding transcription factor activity
Source: RefSeq, a predicted model, not a curated record
CAGAAAUGUUCUUAUUACUCUUCUAUAGCUUAAUUUUAUGACAAAACUACUGAAAUAUUAUUAACAUUAUUAGUAUUUAACGACAUGGACUCUUGGAACUGCUGUAGAGCAUGCCUAGGAGUGGAGGCUUUGCAUCCAAUAUUUCAAAUGAUAGAUCAUCAUGACAAGUAUACAGAUGUUAUUUAUUCAGCUACUGGUCUUAAGGUAGAAUACAACGACGCAUUACCACAAAAAAUGUGCACCUCAUGCAUAAACUUCAUCAACACAUCCUACAAAUUCAGGAAAAAAUGUGAAGAAAAUCAAAAAUCAUUAAUUAGCCGCCUCAAUGAGAAACCACAAUAUGAAAUUAAAAUAGAAACAAAUAUAUUUGAUAUAGAAAAUAAUGGAAAUGUAUCUAUAGACAUAUCUGACUUAAUAAACUAUAUAGACGUACAUGUGGAAGCCGUUGCUAGUUAUACUUAUAUGGACGGUAUUGAAAGCAAUGAUAUAGAAUUUGAGACAAAAGUCGAAGAUCUGGUCGACAAACCUGUAGAAUUAAUUUUUAAAAGUAAAAAGAUUAAAAACUGUAAAGAGAAACCUGUUAAACGGAGUUUGCGGAAGAAGAAAGAGAAUGGAGAAAAGAAAGAGAGAUGCAAAGAGGAGAUUGAGUGUGAAUACUGCCAUAAGAUACUAACUUCUAAGCUUUCUUUACGUAAUCAUUAUAAAAUACAUACCGGAUUUGAUGUUGUUUGUGAACAUUGUGGCAAAAAGUUUAUAACAAGAAGACUGCUACUGAUGCACUGCAGAGCCAAACACGGUUAUGAGAAGACAGACAAGUGUUCCUUCUGUGAUUACAAGGCUUCUAAUGCUGAACAAGUGAAGAUCCAUGAGCGUCUCCACACGGGUGAGAAGCCGUUCGUGUGCGCGGAGUGCGGCGCCGGCUUCCAUCGCAAGAGCAGCUACCUGCAGCACGUCGCCAUACAUCUGCCGGAGAAGAAUGUGCAGUGUGACCAAUGCCCUGCCCGUUUCAAGUCAGUAACGCUAAUGCGUAUCCACAAGAACCGUCACCGCGCCGCCACGCACGCGUUCCGCUGCGGCGUGUGCGACAACACGUUCGUGCGGCGCCGCAACGUGCUGCGGCACCUCGCGCGCAUCCACCACCUGCCGCCAGACCCGCUGCACGUGCGCAGAGUCGAUAUUGCGUGAUGACAAGUCGCUAAAAGUG